GCCACCUUCCUCCUUCCACGGGUGGGACGGGCGGCUCAGGUUUCUCCUGAGCCGCGGCGGGGCCUGGAGACCUUUGGACCAUGACGUGAGCACCGGGAAGCCCUUAAGAGGCGGCGCAGGGCGCGCGGCACAAGCAGCCGCGCACCUGCAGCCAUGACCGUCCCCAUCGCCAAGUCCUUCUAUGACCUGAGCGCCACCUCCUUGCAGGGGGAAAAGGUGGAUUUUGGCGUUUUCCGGGGCCGCGUGGUCCUGAUCGAGAACGUGGCUUCGCUCUGAGGCACCACGGUGCGGGAUUACACCCAGCUCAACCAGCUCCAAGCCCGCUACCCCCGGCGGCUGGUCGUGCUGGGCUUCCCCUGUAACCAGUUUGGAUACCAGGAGAACGGCACCAAUGAGGAGAUCCUCAACACCCUGAAGCACGUGCGGCCUGGGGGUGGCUUCGAGCCCAACUUCACCCUGUUCCAGAAGUGCCAGGUGAACGGGAGCGACACCCAUCCCGUGUUCGCCUACCUCAAGGCUCACCUGCCCGCACCGGCCGACGAGCCUGCACACCUGAUGGCCGAGCCCCGCUUUGUCGUCUGGAGCCCCGUGCGGCGCUCCGACAUCUCCUGGAAUUUUGAGAAGUUCCUGGUGGGGCCUGAGGGGGAACCGUUCCGGCGCUACAGCCCACGCAUGCCCACAGCCCAGCUGGAGCCCGACAUCCAGCGUCUCCUCAAGCUGGCCAAGUAAUCCUAGCUCUGGUGUGAUCCUAGCUCUGGUGUGAUCCUAGCUCUGGUGUGAUCCUGGCUCCGGUGUGAUCCUGGCUCCGGCGUCACCCCGGGAUGGCCCCAGCUCUCCGCAGAGUGACAGCCCCCUCUGAAACCUCCACGGGGAGGGGGCUUGAUGGGGGCAGAGGGUUGGAGCCGCCGGGGCGGCGUGGGCUGGUGGCAAUAAAUGAGCCGCAGGGAGAGUG
Passer montanus (Eurasian tree sparrow) is the source of this 952-nucleotide messenger RNA. RefSeq names its product glutathione peroxidase 2 (gene GPX2). Gene Ontology annotation, biological process: response to oxidative stress. Gene Ontology annotation, molecular function: glutathione peroxidase activity. The transcript has 2 exons. The record is from RefSeq and is a predicted model, not a curated record. Lineage: Eukaryota; Metazoa; Chordata; Aves; Passeriformes; Passeridae.